UGUCUCAACAUUUUUGGGUGUUAUUGUAUGAACAAUAUCAAAUAAUAUCAGUUGUAUAUGUAUCUGUAUAUGCUUCUAAGUUCCAACCAUUAGAUGUUCUGGGAUUGUCAAGCUUUGCUCCUCCCAACGCUCAUGCCCUGAGUUUUGGCCGUGCACAUUUCUGUAACAUGGCAUCCUCUUCUGCACCUGCUUCUGCUUCUACUGACAUCCCCUCUAAAGAGAAGUAUGAUGUGUUUCUCAGCUUCAGAGGUCCUGAUACCCGCGAGACUUUUAUCAGCCAUCUAAAGAAAGCCUUGGAUGAUAAGAAGAUAGAGACCUUCAUAGAUGACAAUCUUGAGCGGGGAGAAGAAAUCGCACCUGCCCUACUAAAAGCAAUUGAGAGAUCAAUGAUUUCUGUGAUCAUUUUCUCAAAAAACUAUGCUUCCUCUCGAUGGUGUUUGGAUGAACUUGUGCAUAUACUGGAAUGCAGGGAAAAGUGUGGAAAGCAUGUGCUCCCCAUCUUUUAUAAAACAGUUGUAUCAGAUAUACGACACCAGAGGCGAAGUUAUAGGCUUGAAAAACGUUUCAAGGAUAGAACUGAGUCUGAGCUUCUCAAGUGGAAGGUUGCUUUGACAAACGCAGCUAAUCUAUCGGGGUUUGAAUCAAAUAAAACCAGGAAUGAUUCUGAUUUGAUUCAAGAAGUUGUUCACUUAAUUGUGAAAAAAUUGGGUUAUGAAUCAUCGAGAUCUGAAUUAAGUGGCUUUGUUGGAGUUAAAAGUCGGGUUCUGGAAAUUGAAUCCCUACUAAGUAUUAUUCCUGGAGAUGAUCGUGUUCGUUUCGUAGUUAUUUGGGGUAUGGGAGGUAUUGGGAAGACCACCCUUGCUGAUGCUGCAUUUCACCGUCUCUCUGGACAAUUUGAUGCUUGUUGUUUUCUAGGAGAUGUCAGAGAAGGUUCUGGGACGCGAAAAGAACUAAAAGAUUUGCGAAACAAACUUCUUGGUACAUUAUUAGGGGACAAAAGUCUAGAUAUCCAGGGUGAAAGUAUAGACCACGUUACUAGAGUAAAACUUGGCCGUAAAAAAGUCCUCGUUGUUCUUGAUGAUGUGAAUGAUUCGAGGCAGCUGGAACUUUUAGUUGGACAUCAUCAUGUUCCGUUUGGCUCAGGGAGUAGAAUCAUAAUAACAACUAGAGAUAAAAAACAACUUGAUGAAGUGAUUCUAGGAGGUAACCAUGAUACUGUGAUUUACAAGGUCAAGGAAUUAGAUGAUGUUGAAGCUCAUCAGCUCCUCCGAUUGAAGGCCCCUAAAGAUAUCGCUUUUACAACAUCUUCUACUGAAGUUUUAAUAAAAGUGGUCAUGUAUGCUGCGGGAGUACCAUUAGCCCUUCGAACUUUGCGUCCUUUAUUCUACAAAGGUGCACUAAAUGAAAUGGAAAAGAUUUCCAGUGAAAAAUUGAGGAGUGUGUACCAAGUGAGUUAUGAUCUAUUAACAGAUGAUGAGAAGAACAUAUUUCUUGAUGUAGCAUGUUUUCAUAAAGGAACGCAAAUAGAAGAUGCUAAAGGACAUAUGAAUGGCUGUUGUUUAAAUGUGAGUAGUGGAAUCAGUGCUCUUGUUGAAAUGUCUCUCAUAGAACUAAGAAACGGCAAGCUAUGGAUGCACGAUGUGAUACAAGAAAUGGGUCGUGAUAUUGUCCAGAAACAAUGUCUCGAAGAAGCGGGAAAACGCAGUAGGUUGUAUACUGUGGAGGAUGUUUACCAUGUAUUGCAGAAUAUUACAGGAACUGCCAAAGUUCAGGCCAUGUGCACAUGGGAGUCUAAUUUCAACUUCAGAUCUGCAGAGGGAGAGCUAAAUUUGAAUCCUCAAGUCUUUAAAGAAAUGUAUAAUCUAAGAUACCUAGACCUGUUCGGUCUACAAUAUACAUUGGGAAGUGAUUGCAAACUUCCUAAAGGUCUUGAGUUUCUUCCCAAGAAACUUAGAUAUCUCUCUUGGCCGGGUUUCCCUUUAACAUCUUUGCCGCCAUCAAAAUUUUCUGCCUGUUUUCUUGUUGAGCUUUACCUGCCCAGAAGCCAUCUCCAGACACUCGGGGAUAAAGAUCAGAACCUUGAGCACCUAAAAAAGAUCGAUCUUAGCAACUCAAGGGAUCUUGUUGAAGUUCGAUGCCUCACAAAGUCGAAGUGUCUCGAGUGUCUAACUCUUGCUGGAUGUGUGAGUUUGGUUCAAGUUCCAAAUAUCUCAGAGAGUCUAAAUAUUGUGAGUAUAAACCUCCAAGGGUGUAAGAAGUUGGUUGAAGUUCCUUCAUAUUUUGAAAAGCUUCACAAGCUUACUGUUUUGAAUCUGAGGAAGUGCCUGCUUCUAGAAAGUAUACCAGAGAUGCCAAGCAAUAUAGAAUUCUUACUCUUGGGUUCAUUUUGUUAUUCUGAUCGGGGAAAGAUGAAGUUCUCUGGAUUGCCUUCAUCAAUUUGGUCUCUUAAGAAACUUGUUGAAUUGGAUCUCGAUAGCUGUAACCACAUUCAGAAUCUUCCAGACAGAAUUCGGAUGAUGAAAUCCCUCACAUCAAUUGAUUUGUCUCGAACGAGUAUAAAAUGCCUUCCCUCAUCAAUCGAGUGUCUCUCUAGGAUUGCUUCAAUUAAUCUGGUUGGUUGCAGUGAUCUUGUGAGUCUUUCAACCAGCAUUUGGAAGUUGGAAUUUCUUGAGGCACUCAAUCUAUCUGGUUGUACUUCAUUCGAAUUCUUCCCAGAAAUUUUAGAGCCUAUGGAAUGCUUGAAGACUCUCCGACUAAGUGAAACGAAGAUUGAAGAAAUACACGACUCAAUUGAAAACUUGGUUGGGCUUGAAGAAUUAGACCUAUCCAGUUGCAAACGUCUCAAAUCUGUCUCAAACAAUAUCUGCAAAUUAAUAUUUCUCCAGGAUUUCAGAAUUGCGUGUUGCCCUGAACUAAAGAAGCUGCCUAUCUUGUCCACGGAGACGUCGUCUUGGCUAUCGAGAUUAGACCUCAGUUGGUGCACCAGUUUGGAAGAAAUCCCUGAUGCUUUCUUGAUUUGCUUAACCUCACUGAAAGAAUUAGAUCUUAGUGGAACAAGGAUUAAGAGUAUACCUACAAGUAUCAAAGAACUUACCAGAUUAACAGACCUAUACGUAUGGAAUUGCAAGUACUUAGAGUCUCUCCCAGAGCUCCCAUAUUUUCUAAAAUAUUUGAAUGCUAAUGGUUGUACGAAUCUGGAGAUGGUGUCAUUCUCAAUGACUGCAGCUGCACAAGGUCUGGAUCAAAUAUGCGUCGAUGAAUAUUAUUUUGUACGUGAAGAGAAAUAUUCGUUUCGUAGUUGCCCAAAAUUGAGUGAAACCGCAAAAGGCAAAAUGUUGGAUAAUGCACAGCUAAGAAUCAUGCGAAUGGCAAAUCUACUUCCCAGACGUGAACAAAUAUAUCCGGGUUUUAUCUAUCUAGGGACUAGGGAUCAUUCCAUUGCUAUUGUCUAUCCCGGAAAUGAAAUUCCAGAGUGGUUCAUGUAUCAAGCAGAGGGAUCUUCAAUAAAUAUCAAGCUGCCUGAGCAUCCUUCUUAUACAAAUACAAACUUCUGGCAACUCAUUCUGUGCGCUGUUCUUACAAUCGACAAAGAUGAACAUGAAGAUGAGGACGAAUUAGAAGACGACUCAUCGGGUCUAUACCUUGAAAGUGGUGAUUCCAAUUUCUGCUGUAACUCCAACUUCACAACCGACAAUGGUGACUGCUCUGAGCUCAAUUUUCUUCUACCCUCGUCCAGUGCUGACGAGGAUAUUCGUUUGGACCUAGGUCAACGCGACAAGUCUCUGGUGUUUGUAUGGUAUUCCCCACACUGGUCCACUCAUAUUUGCAAUGCCAGCGAUGCCUGGUUCGAGUUUUACAUAAAACAAAAUCCUUACUUGAAGCAACUUUGUUUUUUCCCACAUAAUCAUGAUCUCAUUAAGGUGAAAAGGUGUGGGGUGCGCCUGCUGUCUUCCCAAGGUCAAGAUGUGAUAUUGGGAGGGGUCGAUCAAGAUGUUGGAGAACCAAAACCAGAGCAGGUUACGUUAUCAAAGAGGAGCUGCGAUCAGUAUGAAGCUAGCGGAAGCGCCACAGUUACUCUCUUGGAUUUGGAGAACCGAAACUAG
Messenger RNA from Argentina anserina (silverweed cinquefoil), 4103 nucleotides. Its product is annotated as disease resistance-like protein DSC1. Gene Ontology annotation, molecular function: protein binding; ADP binding. The record is from RefSeq and is a predicted model, not a curated record. Lineage: Eukaryota; Viridiplantae; Streptophyta; Magnoliopsida; Rosales; Rosaceae. Bases 168 to 4103 code for a protein of 1311 amino acids. Gene Ontology annotation, biological process: defense response; signal transduction. The transcript is spliced from 5 exons.